Molecule: messenger RNA, 4900 nt
Organism: Herpailurus yagouaroundi (jaguarundi)
Lineage: Eukaryota; Metazoa; Chordata; Mammalia; Carnivora; Felidae
Gene: TMEM178B
Product: transmembrane protein 178B
Exons: 4
Coding region: 1695-2579 (294 amino acids)
Cellular component (GO): membrane
Source: RefSeq, a predicted model, not a curated record
UCUGUGGGUUUUAGCCAAAGCUGCAGCGCCCGGCGCCCGAGCGAGCGAGCGCGGCAGCGGCUUCCUCCGGCGCCCGCACCCGGGCGAUGCGAUUUCCCGAGCACCCCGGGCGCAGCCUGGGCUCUGGCUCCCCACCACCCGCCGAGCCCGCGAGGCCCCGGAGCCGCCGCGGCUAGAGGAGGAGGCAGGGAGGGGAAGCCCAGCGCCCCAGCCUCCCUCCCCCACCCUCGCCCCAUUCACCUCGGCGGCCGCCGCGCGCUGGGAGCCUGAUCGCGGGACGCCGAGGCCCGGACGCGAUUCUCCUCGCGCCGCCAAGUGAGCCGGCGCCUCGGCUCCUGGGUGGGCUGCGAAGAAAAUGGUGCAGUCUGAGAGCGGCUGACCCCAGUUGGGCAGAGCAGACAGCUCCAGCGCCGGGCUGUGGCGGGAGAAGGGGGCGGAUUGUUUUGAAGGGCCGGGACCGCUGUUUUCUUCGGUGCCUGCAGCAUUUUCUUUGCACCUGAGCAGCAGGUUCCUGGGGCUAGUUGGGAGCCAGAUGAAGUGAGGCAGAGGCAUCGCGGGAGAGGCGGGUCUGGAACCUCUCGGGUGGAUACUCAGGAAGGAGACUGCGCUGGGGAGACCGGCAUGACGCCCCCGGGGCUGGCUGCGGGGCUGGUGGUGAGCCCGGACCGCGCGACCUGUCCAUGGUGUUGAAGGCACCGCGCGCCGAGCUCCGCGCGCGCCGCGCCGUGCGCCCUGCCGGGUGCAUCCUCCUCGGCGCAUCCUGUCUCUCGAGCCCGCCGGCUGCCGCCCAUUCACCCCUAACCGCGGGCCGAGGCUCGUCUGGUUACGCCGUCCGGGUGACCGCGCCGUCGGCCCGAGGGGCCUCCUGAAUGGCGAGGCCAGAAGCAGAACACCCGGGAGCUCGCGCGGGAAGGUUGGCCGCGACCGUGCGCCCACGGGAAGCCCGCCUCUGAGCACAGCGCGCUGGCCAGACAGCAAAGGACCUACUGGUGACCAGAGGACGGAGCUUUUCCAAAGAGCCGACCCAGAGAGGAAGAACAUUGCUUGGUUUGCAGAUCGGAAGGGGGACAGUUGCUGAGUGGGAGACCCAGGCGGGACUCAGGGCAGCCGGCCCCGGCAUCUGGAGGUUUUCCUUCGUUGGCCGGUCUCGUCGCGGGUGCUGGAGUUCAUUCUGUCGUCGCGCAGCAACUCGUGAUAGCCCCCACCCCCUCACCCCAAGAAAAGGCCAGGCGAGUGGGUCCCGUCGCCACCCUGCACAAAGAAAGCCCAACAGUCUCACUGCAGCCGAGGGCACUGGGUGUUUAGUUUCUGGCCCGAGGGCAGCGGCGCCUGAAGUCCGGCUGUGUGCCGACGCGGCCGGUUCGGGGCAGUAGCUUCCUGCUGGGCAGGGAGGGGGCGGGAGGCGGUCUUGUCCGCUCGCCGCCGCCGGAGGCUGCACCUGCCCCCCCGGAGGAUGCCCAGAAGCCAGCCGGAGCCUCCCCGGAUCAGAACUUUUUAGGCUGUCCGCCCCCAUCCCCGCAGUCCCUGGGCCGCGCACCGGCAGGCGGGGGCGAGGGGGCGCCGCCGCGCGAGUCCCCCUCCGGUCCCCCCCUCCCCCUUGGCUCGGCCGCCCGCCCGCCGCUUUGUUCCGGGCGCGCGGAGGGAAGGCGAGGCUGCGGCGGAUCAUGCCCAUGGUGUAGCCGCCAAGCGGAGGCAUGGCUGCCGGAAGGUUACUGCUCUAUACGGGCCUCUCGCUAGCGCUCUGCGCCCUCGGCAUGCUGGCCGUGGCCAUCUGCUCGGACCACUGGUACGAGACGGACGCCAGGAAGCACAGGGACAGGUGCAAGGCCUUCAACACCCGCCGGGUCGACCCCGGCUUCAUUUACAACAACAACAACAACUUGCCGCUCCGGGCGAGCCGCUCCCGCCUGGACCGCUGGGAGGGCAAACUCCUCCGGGCCCGGAAUCGCCGGCAGCUCUUCGCCAUGAGCCCGGUUGACGAGUGCAGCCGGCAGUACAACUCCACCAACAUGGGCCUCUGGAGGAAAUGCCACCGGCAGGGCUUCGACCCCGAGAUCGCAGCCCUCAUUCGGAAAGGAGAAAUUGAACGAUGCACAUACAUCAAAUACCACUACUCCUCAGCCACCAUCCCCAGGAACCUCACUUUCAACAUCACGAAGACCAUCCGUCAGGAUGAGUGGCACGCCCUUCACCUGCGCAGGAUGACCGCCGGCUUCAUGGGCAUGGCGGUGGCCAUCAUCCUCUUCGGCUGGAUCAUCGGCGUGCUGGGCUGCUGCUGGGACCGGGGCCUUAUGCAGUAUGUAGCAGGGCUUCUCUUCCUCAUGGGAGGAACUUUCUGCAUCAUAUCACUGUGCACCUGUGUGGCUGGAAUCAACUUUGAGCUGUCACGCUACCCACGCUACCUGUAUGGACUCCCCGAUGACAUCAGCCAUGGAUACGGAUGGUCCAUGUUCUGUGCAUGGGGGGGCCUGGGCCUCACACUAAUCUCGGGAUUCUUCUGUACCUUGGCCCCUUCUGUCCAACCUGUCCCGAGGACCAACUGCCCUAAAUCCAGACCCGAGAAUGGGACAGUGUGCUAAAAAAACAAACCCAUACAUAUAUAUAUAUAUAUAAAUAUAUAUAUAAUAUACAUAUAUAAAACAAAACUAACUCAAGAUGAUGCCAGUGCCAAGGUAGAGUUGAGUUGGCUCAGGCACCCGCAUCUCGUCGGACUUUGUGUUGCCUCAUCACCGAGAUGGGGAAAGCGUCCCCGUCACGUGGCUCUUCCAUCAUUUCUUAACGUUUGGCUCCACGGUUUUUUGAAGACAGAGCGAACAUCACCACUUGUGAUAGCGUCCUGAUCCCAUCACUCAGGAGGAUGGGGUGGUGGGCUGGGAAGGGACAGUGCCAGUGGUCUGAAGCAGCACGGAUGUAGAGAAGGAGGUACCAUCCAUUGGGCCAGCCGUGAGGACACCACCCCAACGCCGAUCGUGUUGCAGAGAAACAAAGCCCUUAGUUCAUAGAAUGUAACCACAUCUUUGACGUCAUUUGCAGAUCACUUCUCCUGAUCUUCCUGUUCUGAUUCCCUUCCUAGCCCACCAGCAACACACAAGAAGUGGAAGAGAAAACAGACUGAGGAGGAAGUUUUCUCUUUGUUGCCAAACUUUUGGACAAAGUUACAGAGGUGGGAAGGGGGAGAGAACAACGUGCUGAGGGGCAAGAUCCACGUCAAUAAAAGGACACUUCAGUGGAUGCUCAGAAAACCCAGUCUUACCUUCCAGCUGCCUUACAUCCAGUUAAACAAGAGGCCGCCCUACCCCCGACCCCACCUGCACUCCCUGGGCAGAUUGGAGCCUUGGAGUAAUGCUGUGAUGUGUGCGUGCGUGUGCGUGCGUGUGUGUGUGCGCGUGUGUGUGUGUGUGUAUGUGUGAGACUACUUUUGGUGGUUUCCUUUUUUCCUUUUCACCUUUUAAAAUGGAAAGACUUCAUUAUGACUGUUGUCUCUAUCGUUUGUGGUGGUUUCAUGGGCCAGGGCAGAGUCCCGAGACCUAGGAGGAAUAAUGAGGGGCAGGCCAGUGUGGGUGCCCAUUCUGUAGUUUCAGAUCCCUGGAGUGUGUACGUGUGGUGGGUGUUUUCUGAGUGUGGGGUUUUAUUGUUUGUGUUGCAUUUUUCUAUUAUUUGUAGUGCAGCUGAAAUUCCCAGAGGGCAGAACUGAGAACAAAAUCACUGGGCAGAGGGCCCGGUGGUCCUUCACAUCACAGUUCUGGGAUGCCACGGGAUUUAGUCCUCUAAAUCUGGAAGUUCAAGACAAAGCUGGGCACAAAGCCUUGAGAGAAGAGGGGGAACAUGGUUCAGGAGGGAGAAGGAACAUUGCCUCUGUUGCUGUUGUACAAGUACGUACCAAACCAGAUCUUCACUCCCCAUCAUGGAAGCUGUCCUUUGUCACUGGACAUCCACCCCUCUCCUGGGGGCGACCUCUGUACAGAUGAAAGAAAAUGGGUCACGUGCAGAGAGAGCAUCUCCAUGCUCCGUGGGCUCAAGUUUGUAUGAUAUUGUGUAAAUUAAUGGCGAACUCCGGACUCUUUCCAUCUUCUUCCUUUCCCUCUUGGUAUUCAAGGCCAUGCAUCCCCAAAUAGCCAUCUUAGUGGCUAGCCCCCAAACAGAGGUGGCAUAAAUCCAGCCCGACGUCUCAGGCUCGUUCGAGCACACUGGCCCUGCAGGUGUCGGCGAACUACCAUGUCAGCCAGAGUCGUGGAAGCUGUAGGGACAAGAGUCUGCCGGGAAGAGUGGGCAGGAGCAGCUGACAGUCACCUCAGUGACCCUGCUGGGGCCGAGCAGCCCCAGGGUGGCAAGGAGUGAAUCCCCGAGCUGUACAGCCAUGGGUCAACCAUGUAGCUGAGAAUUCAGUUGCUUCACAAAUAGAUAUGCUUUGGGCGCUUUGCCAACAGCUCAACAGCCUUCUUUCCCACCCAUGUACCUGUUUCAUCGACCUGUCUCCUGAUCUGUCUUCCCACCAGUCCCCACUUCUCAUCUAGUAACCACCUCUCCCUCUUCCAUCUGCCAGGCUACGAGUCCUGCCUGUCCCCUCAUCUGCUCUUUUUGACUGUGUAUGUGUGAUUCACAUCCAGUUAAGACAUCCCAUGUGCAUGAAUGGGCCUGAAUGUGGGUCUCUGUAUAUGUGUAGCUCCCUGGUGCAUUUUCUGUGUGUUUUUGUCAGUAUGUACCUGGACACGGUUGUGGGUGUGCUACUCAAGGCUUCCUUCCCAGCGACACUGGUCAGCUUCUGCAAAAGGUCUCAUGUGCGCGUGCCCCUUGUAUGGGUAUGCUGAGAGAUGAGGGGUGAGGUGUGGAGCAGGAAACGCUAUUCUCUUCCAAUUGGGCUUCAAAGGAUUUUUUUUUUAAUAAAGGAUUAAUUCUAUGA